Messenger RNA from Oncorhynchus keta (chum salmon), 3000 nucleotides. RefSeq names its product U3 small nucleolar RNA-associated protein 18 homolog. Gene Ontology annotation, molecular function: protein binding. Gene Ontology annotation, cellular component: Pwp2p-containing subcomplex of 90S preribosome; small-subunit processome. Gene Ontology annotation, biological process: rRNA processing. The coding region runs from base 227 to 1795 and encodes 522 amino acids. Lineage: Eukaryota; Metazoa; Chordata; Actinopteri; Salmoniformes; Salmonidae. The transcript has 13 exons. The record is from RefSeq and is a predicted model, not a curated record.
GCACAUACUUUGCAAAUUUGUGAAAUAGUGCAGCCGCACGUUCCCUUUUCUCACAACUAACACAGCGUUGCAGCAACCCCAUGUGGAAAACAUUGGGUGUAUGAGGCAUGUUAUUGUAAAAGACUAGCUAGCACAUUUAUGAGUCUACUGAAUCUGGUUAAAUUCUAGCGUGUCCUGAGACAACUUACUACAAUUCGUUUCAUAUGCUAAGGUUUAAACGAUAAACAUGGACAAAGUCGGUAAACACUCUAGAAAGGGGAGAGAGGCGACGAAGAGAGUCUCUGAACCAGAGCCUGACUACGACGAGGAAGUGCUAAAAAGACACAAAAACGCUCAGGCAGUGACUGUUUUGGGCGAAGAAGAUGCAUCUGUAAAACUUUUAGAAGAUCUUGUUUUUGGUGCUGAAGAUGAUCUUGUGGAAAAGCUGGUGGAGGUCAGAGAGGAUGGAGGUGCCACACUUCUGGAUGAUGACGAUUCCAGCGAUUCCGAUGUAGAGAAUGAAGCACGGCUGAAGGUUCAGCCAACAAGGACAGCAGUAUGGAAGGAUGAGGAUGAUGAUCUGGAGGAAGAAGUGGACAUGAGACACCGGUUCCGUAGAGACCUGGCCAAGAGUGACGCGGAAGCCAAGAUGUCCAAACAGAAGUUACAGCAGAGGAUGAAAGAACAGUUCCAAAAAGCAAUGGGUGGAAUGCCGGCCUGGGCAGAGACAAAAUCAAAGAAAAAGAAUAAGAAAAAAGAUGACUCUGAUGAUGAGGAUGAAGAUGGAGACGACCUGAUGAGGAAGACGGGCAACUUUGUGGGCUCAUCCGACAGCCUUCCCAAAGGAAUCAUACGGAUGAAGAAGUGCCUACAUGCCAACAACGACCGGCCGUCUGAGGGCAGGCUGACCACGGUGCAGUUCCACCCCUCUGCCCAGGUUGUCAUGACAGCAGGGCUCGACCAGUCCAUCUCUCUGUUCCAGGUUGAUGGGAAGACCAACCCUAAGAUUCAGAGUAUUCACCUGGAGAGGUUCCCGGUGCACAAGGCCCAGUUCAGCGUGAACGGGGAGCAGGUGGUGGCCACCAGUUUCAGGAACAAGCUGUUCUACAUCUAUGACAUGAUGGAGGGCAAGGUCAUCCCUGUCCACACUGUCAGAGGUCUGAGGGAACAGAGGGUGAAAGAGUUUGAAGUCUCCCCUGAUGGAGAAUCCCUCCUUCUCACUGGCACCUCCGGAUACCUCCACGUGUUAACAAUGAAGACAAAGGAGGUAGUGAAAAGCAUGAAGAUCAACGGAAACAUUGUGGGAGUGGCUUUUUCCCACGACGGCAGCAAAGUCUUCACCAAUUCUGAGGAGGGUGAGGUGUACAUAUGGGACAUGAGGAGCAGUAAAUGCCUGAACAGGUUCACGGAUGAUGGCUGUGUGAGUGGGACCUCCAUGGCUGCAUCCAAGAACGGACAGUAUCUGGCCUGCGGGUCAGCGUCAGGUGUGGUGAACGUGUACUCGCAGGAGGAGUGUAUGCGGCAGAACAACCCCAAGCCUCUGAAGGCCAUCAUGAACCUGGUGACGUCUGCCACCUCUCUCCGCUUCAACCCCACCUCCGAGAUCCUGGCCAUUGCCUCCAGGGCUGAUGACGAGGCUGCCCGAUUGGUUCAUAUCCCCAGCUUCACGGUGUUCUCCAACUUCCCCAUGUUCCAGAUGAAAACCAUAUACAGGGCCCACCGCCUGGACUUCUCCCCAAACAGUGGCUUCUUCUCUCUGGCCAACAACAAGGGCCGUGCCCCUCUCUUCAGGUUGUUGCAUUACAAAGACUUUUGAUGAAGAGCAUCGCAAGCAGGCUCGUAAUCAACAUCAAGACACCAAGCUCCCUCAAUACAACUACCAUUGUCUUCAAGAAGACAUUUUACAAUGAAAAGGACUUCAAUUGUGAACUCGGUUAUGGUAAUUUCAUCUAUGAAAGUGUCACAGCAAGAUACCAUGUCUUUUGUCCUGUUUUUUUCCCUUCAAAUUUGAGUGAUUACAUUUAAGUGUUCAGUUUUCAAAAUGCUUGUCCUGUGUAUUUCUUUCUGUCUACUUUAGGGUUUGACAAAUGUUUGUAUAAUGGAUAAUGUACAACUUCAUUUCCUUGAUACUUGGCCAUUAGUAUAGUUUCUUCUGUUCCAAGAUAUCUCGGAGAACAAUAACAUUAUAGAUUGACUAGUAUAGAAAGGCUGUCAAACAUGUAUGCACUAAAGCCCCGUUAGUCUACUCCAUGUUGACCUGAAAAUCUGUUGCUUCCAGCCACAAUAAUGGAUUAGAACUCACUGUGACUUCCAUUUUGACCAAAGCGCUCCUCCAAAUCUGAUGGUGUUUGAAGACGAUCAUUUUCACACAACUUUGGAUUAAAUACUUAAUGUUCAGUGCCUUCAGAAAGUAUUCAUACCCCUUGACUUAUUCUGCAUUUUGUUGUGUUACAGCCUAAAUUCUAAAUGGAUUAAAUAUGUUUUGCAAAUGUAUUAAAUUAAAUGCAGCAAUAUCUUAUUGACAUAAGUAUUGACACACCGUUGCUGUGACAUCUAAUGGGUGCAUCCAAUUUAAUUUGAUCAUCCUUGAGCCGUUGCUACAACUUGAUUAGAGUCCACCUUUGGCCAAUUCAAUUGUUUUGACAUGAUUUUGAAAUAAACACACCUGUCUAUAUAAGGUCGCACAGUUGACAGUGCAUGUCUGAGUAGAGACUAUACCAAGAAGUCCAUGGAACUGGCCAUAGAGUGCUGAGGUAGAAUUGUGACAAGGCGUAUCUGGGAAAGGGUAUAAAACCAUUUCUACAGCGUUGGAACGUUUCCAAGAGCACAGUGGUCUGCAUCAUUGGGAAGUUAAAAAAAAAAUAAUAAUAUGGGACUACUCAAGACUGCCUAGAGCUGGACCUCUGACCAAACUGCGGAGGGAAAAAAUCAGGUCAAGGGUUAUGAAGACUUUCUGAAGGCACAGCCUAUCUGGCCCAGUUUAUCAGCCGACCAAUAAAGUGAAGCCAAUAUAAACCCUUA